Messenger RNA from Athene cunicularia (burrowing owl), 875 nucleotides. RefSeq names its product leucine rich repeat containing 10B (gene LRRC10B). The transcript has 2 exons. The coding region runs from base 1 to 642 and encodes 213 amino acids. NCBI's taxonomy places the organism in Eukaryota, Metazoa, Chordata, Aves, Strigiformes, Strigidae. The record is from RefSeq and is a predicted model, not a curated record. Gene Ontology annotation, molecular function: protein binding.
AUGGCGGAGGGGGACACCCACACCCCCCCGCGCAUCGCCCGGGGACAUGCUGAGCCCCGGCUGCCGGCGCGGGGCGUGGCCUGGCAGGAGGGGGGCGUGGUCAGACAGAGCCUGCGCUGCCUCUGGCUGGAGGGAAACUUCCUCGCCCGCUUCCCCAGCGCCCUCCUGCACCUGCCCGACCUCCGCAGCCUCCAGCUGGGUGACAACCGCCUCGCCCGCCUGCCUGCCGGGCUGUCCCGCAUGGCCGCCCUGCGAGGGCUCUGGCUCUACGGGAAUCGCUUCGAGGAGUUUCCCCCGGUCCUGCUGCGGAUGGUUCAUCUUCACGUCCUCGACCUGGAUCGCAACCGCAUCGCUCGCUUUCCCGACCUGACUUGCAUCUCUGCCCUGCGGCUCCUCUCCUACGACCACAACCCCAUCCAGCAGCCACCCUGUGUCGGGGAUACUGUUCAGCUGGUGGGUAAUGGGGCGCAGGAGUUCAUGGAGGCACGGCAGGAGCGCCUGCAGAGCCUCCAGCAGCAGCAGCAGGAGGAGGAGGAGGAAGGCACUGAGGCCCCACCAGCAGCCCCCGGGGACGACUCACCACUGCUGGAGGACGGGGAGAGCAGCUUUGCGGCCUUGCCAGGCUCCCCAGAGGAAACAUGAGCCGUCAUGCUGCAGCCGGACACCGCAGUGGGGUGGGGAGCCUCCCCCAGGCUCCCAGGGUCCACCAUCUCCCAGCUAGUGCUGCUGGGGAAGAUGGAAGCUCAGAACCUCCCUGUGAAGGAAAACAGAUGGCCCAAGGACCAGCAUCUCCCAGUCAGGACAACCAAGAGCUGCCUCCUGGAUCUGCAGGCCUUGUGGAUCACGAUCAGGAUCCAUGAGCCCACCUCAGAGCA